AUGUCCCAUGGCAGCGAAGAGGUCGCCAGCGCGACAAUCGAGCUCCUAGAAGCUCGUCUAGCCCGCCUCUCCUAUCUUCUUACGGGGAACACCGACUGGACCGGCACACCGUCCGGGCCUCAGAAGCCCGCCUCGCUCGACGAUACAGUCUCGCGCCGACUCAUUCGUCUCGAGCGCGAACUGGAGAAAUUGAGCCGCGCUGUCCCCGCCGUGCGCGAUCUCAUUCAACUACACGACCGAUUCCCAGAUCUCUUCAAUCCCACCCCUCCACGCGACAUCCCGGAACAUCUCAGCCCACGCACGCUAGCUUCGAUUGUACUCUCCUAUGCGACCGCUUUUCCCGAAACCGCCUCGCGGCUCACGUCCCUGAAUGACCUGCCCAUCCCCGAUGCAACCACCUCUGCUUCUCUGAUUGCGAUGCAGCCACGGCUGGACCGAAUGGCACAGACACAAGAAGAGCAGGCGGCGACCUUGUCGGAGCUUCGUGUACGGACCGCCCGUGUGUUGCAACGAUGGUACGAGGUUGGGGUCAUGGGGAGCGGGGAAUGUUGGGCUGAGUGGGAGGGUAGACUGGAGGGCUUGGAGAGGGAGGUACGGCGCAGAGAGGUGAUUCGUGAGAAAAGGGAGAAUGAAAUCUAG
Penicillium diatomitis is the source of this 639-nucleotide messenger RNA. RefSeq names its product putative nuclear distribution protein RO10. The record is from RefSeq and is a predicted model, not a curated record. NCBI's taxonomy places the organism in Eukaryota, Fungi, Ascomycota, Eurotiomycetes, Eurotiales, Aspergillaceae. The transcript is spliced from 2 exons. Gene Ontology annotation, cellular component: dynactin complex. Gene Ontology annotation, biological process: cytoskeleton-dependent cytokinesis. The coding region runs from base 1 to 639 and encodes 212 amino acids.